Messenger RNA from Eufriesea mexicana, 5448 nucleotides. RefSeq names its product mucin-17. The transcript has 11 exons. The record is from RefSeq and is a predicted model, not a curated record. Gene Ontology annotation, cellular component: plasma membrane; cytosol; cell junction. The coding region runs from base 584 to 5101 and encodes 1505 amino acids. Gene Ontology annotation, biological process: protein dephosphorylation; signal transduction. Gene Ontology annotation, molecular function: protein kinase binding; protein tyrosine phosphatase activity. NCBI's taxonomy places the organism in Eukaryota, Metazoa, Arthropoda, Insecta, Hymenoptera, Apidae.
AGUGAUUGUUGUUGACAUUUUGCAUUCGCGCUUUAAACCGUAGUGAAUUUGAAAAUUUCCGCCAACUCGAAACAGUCUGUAACACUGACGUGUGCACAUGACAGGCGACCAGUGACAUUUCUCGCGUGGAAGAGACGAAAGCAACGAAUCGUUAAUUCGUUUGCAUCCGACGAUCACAGACAUUCGAAGAUUCGAGACGGAAGGACACCGGGAGUUAGAGGCCGCGUAAACGGCGAGAGAACGCGUCGCCAUGGGUACCGUGUGUUGUGGCCCGCGGGUGUAGUGCGAACCCCGUAAUCGAAGGGAAGAGACAGCGGGAGCGAGCGAGACGGUUCAACCUGAGGAGAGAGAGGGAAGAGUGAAAGGUACGGGGAAAAAGAAGGAAGAUAUAGAACGCGUGGACAAGCGUGACCGGCAAAGGCUUCGAAAGGCUACUCUCUCGUGGCCUGCACACUGUGUGGUGGGGGUGGCGAGAGGUGGUGGGAGAAAGACGGAGAAUAAUGCGGACUCGUUGCUUCCGCCUUGAUCAACAGGACGUUCGGAUCUGCUCGUAAUUUCGCGAGGAGAUCUAACGAACGGCAAGAUGACUCGACGAAGAAGAGUGUCUCUCGUGCUAAGAGUAUGCAUUGGUGUCUUCCUGCUACUCUUCAGCACAGUCGCAGCUGAGACGGCGAAAGACCUGUCAGCGAGCCCAGAGAAACUCACUCUGGAUGCGACUGGCACGUCGUUAAUCGAGAGCAACAAAACAAUCCUGAACAAAAUACCGUCGAGGGAGGAAACCCUAUCCAGUUCGUCAGAACGCAAAAACGAAGCUGUUGGCCCGUACAAUUCGACCAAAGAAGAUUUCGAAACGGUGCACGAUAAGCUUACCAAAGAUGCCAAAGGAGAGGACGAGGAGAAAGUGCCAAUGCCGAUCGACGAGGACCCCGAGCUGCAAGGAAUCGGGUCACGCGACCAAGUCGACAGGUUAUCGACCGCUGAAUCCCCCAACGGAAGCUCGAAGCUCGACGAAAGUACCUACGGAACCUCUGGCAAGAGUUCCAGCACGAAAACAGUGUCGGAAGUCUUCUACAGGCUGUCCAGGACGAAUGGUUUAACCACGGUAACCACGAAGCCUUCGUUGGAGGAAUCGAAAGUCGACGAGACAAGGAACAAAGCUGUUCAACGAUCCAACGAUACCUCGAGGCAGGAGCCAGGCAAAACCGCGAAAUCCUCGCUGGAUAACUUGGAGCUGAAAGAGGAUCAUCCGAGACUGGAGGCAGAGGGUUUGUCUAUAGAGGCGAGCGAGAACCCAGGAUUGAAGCCAGGCGCAGUGAACGCUGAGAACGACUCAGCGGCGCAGAAAGUUCGUUUCCUGGAGGAGUUUCAGGACAGGAGAAAAAAGGCGGAGAGUCAGAGCCCCGUGAAGAACUCUGAAGUUCCGGACCUGAAAGGGACGGAUGAAGGGAGUGAAAAAGAUGGGUCUAUCUCGUUAGUCAACGACAUGCACGUUAACUACAGCCACCAGUACAAGACCACGACAGAGGGAAAUGUGGAGGCUGGCAACAAGCCUAGGGCUUUCGAGAACGCCACCAACUUUGUCACCGAGGAGACCAGCGUGACUCACGAGUCACGAGAUCCGAAGGAUGAGGUAGAGGUCGUCGGGAAUGUGAUUCAGCCGGCUGUCGAGCGAAUAGUCGAGCGACAGUCCCAAAACUCGACACCGAAGGACGUUAGCCUCGCGAACGAGCUGAGCGAAAGUUCGAACGGGGACGCGGACUCGAGUUCCACGAAGGUUAACGAAACUAGUGGAGGACCGGUGAUCGCGAAACAGGAAGAGACGAGCGAGAAGGAUCCCAGAUCGUCGCAGUUCACGACCGAGGCGCCAAUUCGUGACGAAUCCUCCACGCCACAGACGUCCUCUAGUCCUGUACCCAGGGGAAGGACCAUAGCGUUCACCGGAGGGAACGAGUUUCCAAGUUCAGACGUGAAACCCACUGCAGCCUCGAAGCUGGACGUUUCUUUCUCGAAGAAAAAUAUCACGGACAAGCUGGUCGAUCAGAAGCCUUAUCCUUAUCUCAAGUCGUCUAUCAAGGAACCGCUGCACAAUGCCAGUAACCAGCUAGACGCGACCACCGAGGAGGCUUCCGCGCUAGAGAACACUAUAGGUAAAGGUCAAUCAGAGGAAAAGUUCAUCGUGACAGAAGCGUCUGACGUAUUGGAGAACAGUAUCCAGCAAUUUAGACCGACCUACUACGAGAAAGUGAGCAACGAAUCCUCCACGAUUUCCAGCACGGAUGUCCGUUCGUCCGUUCCAAUGACGACCUCGUCCCUGGUGAGGUUGGACGACGCCAGUCCAACGAAUCAGACGAUUAUCGAGAAAUCGAGCGAUCAGGAGGCCAUAGCUGAGCUUCGAGAAAAAUCGACGAGCGCGGGAAAUGACGUGCCCCAGUGGGGUGAGAGCCGCGAGGCUAUCUCUGGGAAGGGGAACAUCGAUGUGACAGGGAACGGGAUAACGGAAGUGAGCCUGAAGCCGGAGAGCGAUAAACGUGCCUACGAGGCCACUCUCCAGGGGAUUACGGUUCGAACAACUGCCGGUCCUUUGACAACCGAGCCUAUGGAACCGCAGACAGACCUAGGCAUGCUUUCGACCAACACGGACGUGCAGACGAACGUGGAAGGUUAUCUCGUAUUGCGAUCCACAUUGAACGCCACGGAGUUCUCCACCGAGUAUCCCUUUGUCAAAGGGAAUUUUUCCGACAAGCGAUCCACCGUACUGUCCACUUCUCCAACCGACACUAGCGCCACCACGUUGCCUACUACUACCGUCGAGGAAGCUUCGGUAGCCAAAGUGACCGAAACUCCUGUAACUUCUGACGCGAACGGAACCAACGAGAUCCCCAACAGUGCGAGUGGUACUCUCAGUCCAGACGAAAGUUCCAUGCCCACCACUACCAGUAUCGAGUACGAGUUCGUUGGUCUGUCAGAAUCCACUACUUUUCUACCGAGGAACGUCACCGAGGAAACUCCCGAGGCUCGCGAAUUGUUAAACGAGACCUCCACCGUGCCUACUGUUCGUGAUUUGCCAAUGAAGAAUACAGCCAACGAGGCUACCACUACCAACGAGUCCAUCACCGAUAAUCCAUCCUCAACUGCCGAGACAGAGGUAACCAGUAUCGAUGACAGUGGGUCUAACAGUCCAGUGACCGAGCAGACGAUCGUCCCUACGUCUGUACCAGGUCCAACCACGAUGAGCAAGGAAGAGUUCAUGACUGAAUCGAGCGCUAUAGAGGAGGAAACUGAUAGAAGCUCGAGCAAGGAAGACGAGCUGCAGAAAACGACCAGUGUGACGGAUUCCUGGAGCACUAUCAGCGAAGGAGACACGACUACGAUCAAAACGGAGCAGACUGUCUCGCCGGAUACCAGGGAUUCCCGUUUCAUGGCGAACGUCACCGAGUCCCCCAUGGAAUUCACGUCGAUAUCGAACGUUAACGCGACAGAUGCCACGCGAGUGGCCACUUCCAGCCCCUUUAUCCCAACCGGUCUGCGACCAAGGGUCCCGGUUUCGAGUAGCACGAGCACUCCAACUGCCUCCGGCAUACCGGCAGUGAAGACAGAUGACGAGAAGGUGUUGCCCACCCAGGAAGAGAUCACGUCGUUGGUUCGCAUCGACAUAAAGGGCGGCUGGUACGACGUGUGCCCCAAAAUGAAUCAAUUGAAAGCGUCGCUGGCGGAAAUGUUGACGUCUGGGAUGAACAGAUCGGUAUCCGAUGGGCAGAUUGUUUUUUAUAAAGAUCCAUGCCACGAUCUGUCGAGUUCAGCGUCAUCAUCGUCGGACAUUUCACUGACUACGAUACUAAUCUACGUCGUUGACGAGAAUUGGAAGUUCGAUGAUACCAUGACGAAAAUUUUGCCAAAUCUCUAUAAGGAUUCUCAGAACCGCAUUAAGUUCCCGGUUGAAAUACAGGGAUUUCUUCUGGUACAGGAAACGGCUCCGGAUUCUGGAAACGCGAUAGCAGUCGUCGUGGUCUCCACGGUUGCCUUGAUUUGCUUGAUCCUUCUGGCUGGUCUUUUGUUUAUAAUGAGGAAGAGGCAAACGAGGUUCAACUAUGGCGAACGAUGUCGUCCAGUGUCUUUGGACGCAUACAGCCUUGACAGUGUUUCCGCUUACAACAGUGUCAGACGCAAAGGUGUGGCGAGGUCGUCAAAAAGAAGUUAUGGGAAUCCAACUUUCGAGGAUUCGAGCGCCAUACCGUCUCACCCGUUGAAUUUCGCCGGGCUUUCAUCUUUCUGUAACGACGUCAACGCAAUCAACGAGGAAUUCAGCGGCAUUCCGCAAGUUUCGGCGAAGAUAGACGAGCUGCCCCCUGGCGCCGAUGUGAAGAACCGAUACGCCAACGUGAUACCGCUACCGGAGACGCGGGUGCCACUUCAAAAAAUCAACAACGACCCCCUUACCGAGUACAUCAACGCCAGCUAUGUACGAGGACCAAAGAACGCAACAAGAUACUACGUCGCUUGUCAAGCACCAAUGGAGUCGACAGUCACCGACUUCUGGAGGAUGAUCUGGGAACAGCAGUGCAAAGUGAUCAUCAUGUUAACCGAUCUCGUUGAAAAUGGGGUAGAAAAAUGUACCGAGUACAUUCCACCCUCGGAAAUUAUCGACUGUCGCAAGUUAUACGGUGACUUCCAAGUCACUCUGAAGAAGAGAGAAACCAAAGAAAAAUAUGCCAUUUCCACGCUUCAUUUAAAUAAUUUGGAGAAGAACACAUUCCGUGAAGUGUACCAUAUUUGGUACCUGUGGCCUGUGAACGGGGUGCAGUCGGAUGGUGCCGGCUUGAUAGCUGUGCUACUCGAGGCGAGGGCACUUCAAAGGGGUGGCCCUGGACCCAUUGUGGUCCACUGUAGUCCCGGCACUGGACGCACGGGAACGUUAAUAGCUCUUGACCUAGGAAUUAGACAAUAUGAGAUUACGAGGACUGUGGACGUGCCAAGGGUCGUUUACACUAUCAGACGGGAUCGUGCUGGGGCUGUCCAGACGAAAGAACAAUACGCUUUCAUUUACAAGGCAUUAAAUUUGUACGCGACCAAACUUGCCGGCGGUGUAUUGGAAUCUACGUGAACCACACAAGAUAUCGAAGAAACCUUUAUUCAGAAGCAAAUCUAAGUCUUGGCAGUGAACUGCUAUAUCUUUGAACGAUAAACAUCACCGAAGACGUUAGGGAACUGCGAGAUUAUAAGACGUGCCAGUGUUACCUGGGUAGAAAGCUAAUGAAAAUCGAACGAAAGAAUUGUCUUGUGAUACAUGGACCAUAGCGACGAUCGUGUCUCGCUUUAGAUUCUUGCUUAGUCCUCUCGAUGUCCGACGAUUUCGCGAAGAAAUUUCGAAACAUCACUUACCAUCCGUUUGUCUACCCCUCUCGGUCGAUACCAGUGUUCGUUAAAAAUGUUACCAUCGGAUAAGGUAAU